ACCCCCUUAAAUUUCAUUUUCUUUCUUUUUAUAAGCAGAAGAAAGAAAGUUUCUGUAAAUUGAUUGAUUUAAUCUUAACAUCGAAGCUAAGAAUUUCUCUUCUUUCAAUCUUUCCCUCUCCCAAAACAAAAACGCUUUCAAAUACAAAACUUCAGACGAAAACGAUGGCGUUUCACAACAACCACUUCAAUCACUUCACCGACCAACAACAACAACAGCCUCCUCCUCCGCCGCAGCAACAGCAACAACAUUUCCACGAAUCCGCACCACCUAACUGGCUCCUCCGCUCCGACAACAAUUUUCUCAACCUCCAGACAUCCGCCUCCGCCGCUGCUACAAGCUCCGAUUCCCCUUCUUCCGCCGCAGCUAACCAGUGGCUCUCCCGAUCCUCCUCUUUCCUCCAACGGGGAGGCGCAGCCAGCAACAACGCAACAGGCUCGGGUGACGUCGUCGAAGACGUCACGGGGGGAGAGGAGUCGAUGAUAGGAGAGAAGAAAGAGGCGGAGAGGUGGCAGAAUGCGAAGCACAAGGCGGAGAUACUCUCUCACCCGCUGUACGAACAGCUUUUGUCGGCACACGUGGCGUGUCUGAGGAUCGCCACGCCGGUGGAUCAGCUUCCGAGGAUCGACGCACAGCUUGCUCAGUCGCAAAACGUCGUGGCUAAGUACUCAACCUUAGAUACCGCUCAAGGACUCCUCGCCGGCGAUGACAAGGAGCUUGACCACUUCAUGACGCAUUAUGUACUAUUGCUGUGCUCUUUCAAAGAACAACUGCAACAGCAUGUUCGUGUUCAUGCUAUGGAAGCUGUUAUGGCUUGUUGGGAGAUUGAGCAGUCACUUCAGAGCUUUACAGGAGUGUCUCCUGGUGAAGGCACAGGAGCAACAAUGUCUGAGGAUGAAGAUGAGCAAGUAGAGAGUGAUGCUCAUUUGUUUGAUGGAAGCUUAGAUGGAUUAGGGUUUGGUCCCCUGGUUCCUACUGAGAGCGAGAGAUCUUUGAUGGAACGAGUCAGACAAGAACUCAAACAUGAACUCAAACAGGGUUAUAAGGAGAAAAUUGUAGACAUAAGAGAGGAAAUACUAAGGAAGAGAAGAGCAGGAAAACUACCAGGAGACACCACCUCUGUUCUCAAAGCAUGGUGGCAAUCUCAUUCUAAGUGGCCUUACCCUACUGAGGAAGAUAAGGCGAGGUUGGUACAAGAGACGGGUUUACAGCUCAAACAGAUAAACAAUUGGUUCAUCAAUCAAAGAAAAAGAAAUUGGCAUAGCAAUCCAUCUUCUUCUACCGUCUCAAAGAACAAACGCAGAAGCAAUGCAGGUGAAAAUAGCGGAAGAGAGCGUUGAAGUCACUCUGAACCUUCGAAAGGAGAGAUCCCCAAUAGCUUGGUAGAAAGUUGGAGACAUGACGGCAGCAAUUCUUACACAAAACAAAACGUAGAACGUUAACUUUUGUGCCAUUACAUGGUAUAUAUGACUUCCAUAUUUCAUAAUUAUUAGAGAACACACGAACCCCAAAAGUAUGAUUUGUAAUAUAUAUGAGGUUUUAGAUGGAUUUUAUGAUAAAAUCGUCACUGCCAUCUCCACCAUGAAUCCAUCAUUAUAUAUUGUGAAUAACA
Messenger RNA from Capsella rubella, 1612 nucleotides. RefSeq names its product homeobox protein knotted-1-like 4. NCBI's taxonomy places the organism in Eukaryota, Viridiplantae, Streptophyta, Magnoliopsida, Brassicales, Brassicaceae. Bases 165 to 1340 code for a protein of 391 amino acids. Gene Ontology annotation, cellular component: nucleus. Gene Ontology annotation, molecular function: DNA binding. The record is from RefSeq and is a predicted model, not a curated record. Gene Ontology annotation, biological process: regulation of DNA-templated transcription. The transcript has 6 exons.